AUGGUCCGACGAUCCCAUUACAAGGAUACCUUACAGCCUGCCCUCCACAGGCGAUUCUCCUCGACCGCAGGCCUGUUACUUGCAGUCGCGUACCUGGAAGCUCUGACCCUAGCUUCCUGGAGCUCCCUUCUUUGGUCCUGGUUCCCUCUAGGUCCCACGGGCAUCCGAACGGCUGUCAUCUUUUCCUGCGGCCUCGCGAUCCUUGUCCUGCGCAUCGCACACUACCACGUCGGCGUCCACACCGAAUCGGGCGUGCAAAGUCUCAAGACAUCGCUCACGAAAUGGCCGACCUACGAGACGCUUUUCUGGUACGCCAUUUCCAGCGCAAUUUUUUGCCCGGUGUACCUGUGGUCCCUCAACGACAGCGCCGGCCUGCGAUGGAUCACGUACUUUAGCGGCGACCGAGCGCGACUCAACGAGCGACCCAUCUUCCUCGCUUGCUAUCUCGCCACCUGCGCCCUGGUUCAGAUGGUUGUACACUUUCGAUACGAUGCCGAUCGCCUCAUAAUCAUCAAGCCGGUCGCUGACAAGGAAGAUGCCUCGACAAAAACGGGCGGAUUUCUCACCGGAUCAGCUCAAAAGAUUGCACAGCAAUUCCCCACAGUGUUUGCAGGCUGCAUCAGGCAAGCGACAUUCUCGCUUGGCGUGGCUAUUGUCUUGUACUAUGCGCUGUUACGAUCUUGCACCUGGACUUGGACUCUGAUGAUGUUCCGUCCCUUCUACAACCUGCCUCGCACUAACCUCGUUCCUAGCAGCUGGCCUAUUGACUUGUUCCUCAUGGUCCGCUGCGUCUGGACUGGUGCACUUGUCAAUGCUAUCUGGGCCGCAGGCAACUCUGGAUUCUCUAUUUUCAUGGCUAAGCCUCCUCUUAAGGCUGGAAAGCCCUUUACCACGGAGUCCAAGGAUCCCAAUGGCAGUCUCCUCUCCGGACUGAACAGCAAAAAGUCCAACAUACAGUGUUUCGCCAUGUGGGAGCUUGCAAUCAUCGCGCAGGAUUUCGAAGCUCAACGAAAGGCCAUCUUCGCCGACAUUGAUCGCAAGGACGGUCCCAUGUGGUCGCAAGUCUACACAAUCUGCAUGACUACUUUGAAGAGCGUAGAAGAGCGAGUUGAUGCUUACGGCAAACCGCUACUUCCCACCGUCCCCGUCAAAGCCCCGGAGGAGCCCAGGCAGCGCGUUUCCGCUCCCCUCAAGCAGGACCAAAUCUUCACCAAAAGCAACGCCACUCGCAGCGGCGUGGACAAGGCCUGGGAUCAGCUCGCACGCUCGCCAGGCUCCUCUCCCAUCGCCGAGCUCAGCCCACUCGCCAAGAAGACGUGGAGGCAGACCCGGGACCGCAUGCUCACCAAGGAGCAGCAGGAAGCCGUGUCCAAGGAGAGCAUCCAAUCAUACAUCGACCAGGCCACCUCGUACCUGCUCCGGCUGGAGUGGCUCGGCAGCAUCUUCCGCCACGAGUUCAGCACCGAGUUCGCUGCCGCCGUCCUCGGGCAGCCGUACGCCGAGCCCACCGUGUACAUCCACGCCACCCAGGCACUGUGUUACCUCGCCGUCCACAGCCUGGCCGAGGACCAGUUCGGCAAUGUGCACCGCGACGUGCCCAGCAUCGUCCGCGCGCUGACCGCCAUCAUCACCAAGGUCGAGGCCCUCAAGGCGCGCUUCCCCAUCCACUGGACCGACUCGACGCGGCGCCGCGAGAGCCCCGAGGUGGACCAGGUCAUCGACGCCAUGCGCGUGGGGCUGGAGCAGGUAGUCGCCAAGUUUGAGCCGUACAGCGCCGACCUCCGGCUGAACCUGACGGACCUUCGUCUCGCUAAGGAGGCCAUGACGAAGAAGACGCCACCGCCGCCGCAGGAGGAGGUGGUCGCGGCGCCAGGGGAGGAUUUAGCCAAGGAGAAGAGCGGUGCGCCCGUCGCGAAGAGGGUGGACUUGACGAGAUCAAGGCCGAUCACGCAGCGGAGGGCAGAGCCGGCGGUCAGGCAACGACUGGACCAGCGCAGGCCCGAGAUGGAGCAAGCUCGGUGA
This is a messenger RNA of Cordyceps fumosorosea ARSEF 2679, 2022 nucleotides long. Its product is annotated as nuclear envelope protein. The record is from RefSeq and is a predicted model, not a curated record. Gene Ontology annotation, cellular component: spindle pole body; nuclear pore transmembrane ring. NCBI's taxonomy places the organism in Eukaryota, Fungi, Ascomycota, Sordariomycetes, Hypocreales, Cordycipitaceae. Gene Ontology annotation, biological process: spindle pole body localization; nuclear pore organization. Gene Ontology annotation, molecular function: spindle pole body-nuclear membrane anchor activity. The transcript is spliced from 3 exons. The coding region runs from base 1 to 2022 and encodes 673 amino acids.